Molecule: messenger RNA, 1734 nt
Organism: Hordeum vulgare subsp. vulgare (domesticated barley)
Lineage: Eukaryota; Viridiplantae; Streptophyta; Magnoliopsida; Poales; Poaceae
Product: receptor-like protein kinase 7
Exons: 1
Coding region: 89-1660 (523 amino acids)
Molecular function (GO): protein binding
Source: RefSeq, a predicted model, not a curated record
UGCAAAGUGGUAGUCCGAUCCCUACAUAACCAACCAAUCAAUCAGCCCACAGCUCUAACACCAAGCACCCCAUCCCCGGCUCCCUGCCAUGCCGCCGCCGCCACUGACACUCCUCCUUGCCGUCCUCGUCGCCGGCCUCCAAACCGCCUCCGCCGCGUCAUCCUCCCAAACUGGCGCCCUCCUGGCCUUCAAGCGAUCCCUCACCAUCCCGCCCGCGGCGGCCGCCUUCUUCGCCACCUGGGACGCCACCGCUGCCUCGCCCUGCAACUUCACCGGCGUCACCUGCGACUCCCGCCGCUCCGUCGUUAUCGGCCUGUCCGUACGGGAGCGCGGAGUCGCUGCCGCGUCCGUCCCGUUCGGCAUCAUCUGCGGCUCGCUGACGAACCUCACCACGCUGUCCCUGCCGUCGAACGCGCUCGCCGGGGGCAUCGACCGGGUCGUCGCGUGCACGGGGCUUGAGGAGCUCACGCUCGCGUCCAACGCCUUCUCCGGCGCCGUGCCGGACCUCUCGCCGCUGACCGGUCUCCGCAGGCUCGACGUCUCAAAUAACAUCUUCUCCGGUGCGUUCCCCUGGGCCGCGCUGCCCGCCAUGCCAGGCCUCGCCGUGCUCGCCGUGGGAGACAACCCGUUCCUGGAGCCGACCAGUUCUUUCCCCAACGAGGUCACCGAGCUCACCAACCUAACCGUGCUCUACCUCUCUGCCGCCAACAUCGCCGGCGCCAUCCCGCGGGGUAUCGGGAGCCUAGUCAAGCUCGUGGACCUCGAGCUCGCCGACAACAACCUCACGGGCAAGAUACCCUCGGAGAUCGUCAAUCUCGUUAACCUCCGAACACUCCAUCUGUACAACAGCUCCCUUACCGGAGCUCUCCCGCGGGGGUUCGGGAAGCUGACGAAGCUACAGUACUUCGACGCGUCCGAGAACAUGAUGUCCGGCGGCCUCUCCGAGCUCCGAUUCCUCACGCGGCUCGUGUCGCUUCAUAUCUACUGGAAUGGUUUCUCCGGCGAGGUGCCCCUCGAAUUCGGAGACUUCAAGGAGCUGGUCUACCUGUCACUCUACAACAACAGCCUCACAGGCCAGCUGCCGCAGAGCCUCGGCACUUUGUCGGAGCUGACCUUCAUCGAUGUGAGCAUGAACUCGCUGACGGGUCCGAUCCCGCCGGACAUGUGCAAGAGCGGGAGGCUGCUGUGGAUACUGCUCUUUGAGAAUAAAUUCUCCGGCGAAAUCCCGGCGACCUAUGAGAGGUGCACGACCCUGGACAGGUUCCAUGUGAGGAGAAACUCGCUCUCCGGCGAGGUACCCCGGGGCUUAUGGGCGCUUCCCAACGCUGUAAUCAUUGACCUUGCAGACAACCAUCUCACCGGCGGCAUCGGUGACGGCAUCGGCAGCGCCAGGUCGCUGGUCAGUCUCUCGCUCGGCAGGAACCGGUUCAUGGGCUCCAUACCAUCGUCGAUAGGCAACGCCAGAAAUCUCAAGAUUUUAGACCUUUGGUCGAACAAACUCUCAGGUAAUAUACCGGCGUCCAUAGGCAACGCAAGGAAUCUCGAGUAUAUAGACUUUUCGUCGAACGAGCUCUCCGGCGCUAUACCGUCAUCGAUAGGCAACGCCAGAAAUCUCCGAAAUAUAAACCUUUCAUCGAACAAACUCUCCGGCAUGUUAUAAUUAUUACAGUUCUAUGCGAGAUAUGACAAUAUCACAAUACACAGGUACAUAAACCAGGUUUUGUUUGAGAUUCA